UUGUCACGCCAAGGCGUAAUUCCUUCGCACGCAAAUUGUCACUUUCAGUAGCGUUCGAAACAUGGAACUGCUCGUGCGUCUUCUUUGUGUCGUUGCUAUUGCUGGAGCAAUCACUGUUGAAACCAAGCUGGACUUCCAAGAUGAGCCUAAGGUAAUUAAGAAGUUAGGAAAGGAUGUCGGAGGGUGCAGUACUACUGGAUGCAAUACCACCAAGAAGAUCGAGGCUAGUGACACGAUAUCGGCGGAUGUGAUAGUCGAGGUCAAGACUAAUUUGGAUGUGGCUAAGCAAAACACGGAUGAUGAUGAGGUGCCGGAUGUGCCUAUAGUAUUGGGAUACGCUGGAACGGAUUUGGAAGAUAAGAAGGUGCAGGAUAACGUUAUUAAUCCUAAUCCGAUAGUUGUGUCCAGUUUCGAUCAAAGUUUUCCUGAUGUUAAGAAUGGAGGUGGAGGCUUUAUUCCACUUCCUGCGUUGAACAAGCCUUAUUACAAUUCGUACGUUCCGCGUAAUACCUUCAAUAGUAUACCAAGACCCGAUUGGAGGAUGUCUCCAUCGUGGUACCUAAGACCACCUCAACCUACAUCCACUUGGACUACUUGUACUUGCCACCCAACGGUUUCCUGGCAGCCAUCCACGGCACCCUCCUACCGUUAUAACCCCGGUUUAAAUAACCCCGGUUUAAAUAACCCCAGUUUAAAUAACCCCAGAUUUAAUAAUCCCGGAUUAAAACCACCCCCAGCGCAAAUCGAUGGGAAAUUAGCACCUCUAAAUUAAACAAUAACUUAAUUAUAUAUAAAACACCUAAUAUAAUUUAAAUUUAAGCCAAUUUAUAACCGGAAAUAAUGGAAAUUUUCCGCACACAAAUUUCCCCAAACAGUAUUCAACCCAAAAGUUGUGCUUCGCCUGUGUAGACGAUUUUCUUUUUGCUUAAAAUUAUUUGCAAAAAUAACAAUACGCAAAUUACAUCGAGGUUUUUCCCACGGCGAAAUCACUUCGAAUUGAUUUGAUUUCGCUCACGAUUCUCCGUUUUUUAUUACUACCUUUUGCUGCUUAUUACAUGGCUAUUAUUUAUUGUAUUAUUAAACACGCCUGGUCCAUUAGCGGAGGCAAAAACUGCGCAGCGGUGUUUAUAAUCCGGAUGGGUUCGGGAGGGAACUUGAACUUGAAGUUUUGACGUGAAUUUGGCUUAUUUCGAAGCCCCUUUGUUACGACAUCGUAUUUUAAUGAGACCGGCUUUGUUCCACACUUUGCACCGACAAAACAUGGCUUAAAAGUUGCAUUUUAUUUUUUUUGUUUCCGUGUACUGUUGAAUAAUUUGGUGGAAUCAGCUUUUUUCCGUCGAUUACUGUUACACACUUAACAUACAUUGAAAAACAAUAAUACAUAUGCAAAUAUAUUUUAAAU
Messenger RNA from Nicrophorus vespilloides, 1402 nucleotides. RefSeq lists its product as uncharacterized. The transcript is spliced from 2 exons. Bases 62 to 772 code for a protein of 236 amino acids. The record is from RefSeq and is a predicted model, not a curated record. Lineage: Eukaryota; Metazoa; Arthropoda; Insecta; Coleoptera; Silphidae.